Messenger RNA from Paraglomus brasilianum, 585 nucleotides. NCBI's taxonomy places the organism in Eukaryota, Fungi, Glomeromycota, Glomeromycetes, Paraglomerales, Paraglomeraceae. The record is from the annotation of a GenBank genome assembly.
AUGGCCUCCGUUUCCGUUGACGAAAUGUAUGUUUUCGCUCAUUCUUGCACCGUUAGAACAUUUAAGCGUAAGGACACCAAAUCCGAUUCCAGUGAAGUCUCACCUUUAGAACAAGUACUAAGGCAUAAACGUAAACACAUACCAGAUGCUAAUACACAGAACUUCAAGAUGAGGUUGUUUGAUAUAAACUCGGACAAUGAAGACACCAAUGAUGAUAGAGACAAAAGAGAGAGCGAAGAAGAAGAUGAGGAUAGGCUCUCCUCUAUUGUUGAUCUAAGUUCUGAAUUUGAUGGUGGCAUGUGGACAUUCUUCAAGAAGGACUGGGAAGAUAUAAAAACCAUGGUGUAUAGUCAGCUCAAUCUCGCACCAUGUAAAUUCAAAGGUGCCAUCCAUGAAAUUGUGAAGACUAUAGAAGAAAUGUGUGCUGUCUAUAAGUACUGGGAAGCACAAAAACAUAUUUUGGACGAAAUGAAGCAAUCAGAUAGCUAUGACAUUAAAUACCAACAGAUUCUCAAAACAUACUUUAUUGUAUUGGAUAUGUUUUCAAAGAAAAAACUCACAGAAAUGGAAUAUAUAUUCAAAUGA